AUGGUCCGCAUCACCGGCCUCACCCUUCUUCUCGCAGCCCUCUGCACUCUCCUCUUUGUCACCCCCAUCCUCGCCGAAAGCGAAUGGGACUGGCAAAUGGACCGCAUAGCAUGCAUGAAAAAGGACGUCCGCAUCCUCACUGCCAUCGACCGCCUCUGCAACAAAAACAUCCACAUUCCUGGCGCGACCGCCCAGCUCGGCGAAAACUUUGACAACAAGAACAAGGUUGCCGUGUUGGUUAACCCUAUGUGCUGGACUGAUGGCCGCAUCAACGCUAACAGCAAUGUCUGGAUCCCCAAGUACUGGUGCGAGAGACAGUUUUGGAAGGUUUGUGCGCAAGGAAAUGGUGCUGGUAGGGGUUACCAGGUUUUCGGUGGUAGAGGGUGUCAGAGUUUCUGGAUCACCGACAAUAAGUGGUAG
Messenger RNA from Aureobasidium vineae, 420 nucleotides. The record is from the annotation of a GenBank genome assembly. Lineage: Eukaryota; Fungi; Ascomycota; Dothideomycetes; Dothideales; Saccotheciaceae.